UGUGACGUCAGCGUGACGGACCAGUCAACAACACAGAAGCUCAUCUGUUGGGAAGUCCGAGCACAAACUAAAAAGCGUAGCCAAGUCUAAAUACUUUUCUAUUGAGCUUCUUUUAGGUCAGCUGUCCAUAUGUGGAAGGAAACAGAACUUGUUGAUGUAGUUUUUUUGUCUACUCUAUAGCUAAUGGUAGUAGCGCGGCAAUCAUUUUGGUGACACAACACACUACGCUAAUAUUACUGGGUCCUUCCUGCACUGUGAAAUACAGCUAGGCGGUUUGCUGCUGCCAGGCUUUCCCAAGUAGCUAGCGUUUUCCUCGGCUAGCCCGCUAGCUAGAGAGAGGAGGGCACGAAAAUGGAGUUGGACGAUGGAGUUCUUUACCAGGACGACUCUGGUAGUUCAGCGAUGAUGUCCGAACGGGUGUCGGGAUUGGCGAGUUCUAUUUACCGGGAGUUUGAACGUUUGAUCAGUCAAUAUGACGAGGACGUUGUGAAAGAACUCAUGCCGCUCGUCGUGGCGGUUUUGGAGAACUUGGACGCGGUGUUCGCGGAGAACCAGGAGCACGAAGUCGAGUUGGAGCUCCUUAAAGAAGACAACGAACAACUUGUUACCCAGUAUGAACGGGAGAAAUCCCUGAGGAAGUCUGCAGAAGAGAGAUACAUCGUUUUUGAGGACAGUCAGGAGACCGAGAAGAAGGACCUUCAGAAUCGACUUGUCCUGAUGGAGUCACAUGCACGUCAAAUAGAGCUCAAGACCAGGAACUACUCAGACCAGAUCGGCAGAUUGGAAGAACGAGAAGCUGAGCUGAAGAAAGAAUACAAUGCCCUCCAUCAGAGACACACAGAGAUGAUCCACAGCUACAUGGAGCACUUGGAACGUACCAAACACCAGCAGCACACAGGGGUGCUGGAAGCGCCCUCAGACACAAGCACAAACAGAUUACGGAAGGAGCGUCCAAUCUCCAUGGGAUUGUUCUCGUUACCGGGAACUGAUUUGACCCCUGACCCGCUGCAAGACCCCACGGAAACGCCGUCUGAACCAUGGAAGCAUAACGACCUGAAUCACCCGCGCUCCAACACCAGCCUUAAGUUGGGGACCCCAGAUUCCCUGAGCAGAGGACAGGUGCUUUUGGCCAGUCAGCAGGCUGAACAGAACCAGGAUGAGAUGUCAAAUGUUAGCCAUGGAGACUCCAGUUCCCACAAGACCAUGUCCCCUAAAGGGGCCUCCAAGGCAGGAACCCCAUUUGGGUUUCAGGCUCAAGGAGGUUCCAGAACAUCCUCUCAGCUGGCUGGCUCCAAAUCAGGCGCCCCUAUGUCUUCUCAAGGUGGGGAGUCAAAGCCCAUUACCCCCAUGUCCAUGCAAAGUGGCGGUCACCAAUCUGUCUCCCCAGUGUCCUGUCAGGGAGCUGGCUCUAGUUUGGCCACUCCCAUCUCUUCCGAAGGCAGUGGACUGAUGUCGGCCAUGUCUACUUCUACGUCUGACGUUACCAUGGCGUCCGUGGGCACACCUCUCACUGAGAAUUUGGAUGACGUGGGCUCGAGUCUGAACAGGAACCUGGACCGAAACGACAGGAAGCAGAAUUCCAGUAAGAACGCCACGCUACAGGAGAAGGAGGAAGAAAGGGACUCAAAACUGAGAGGAGACGCUGCCGAUAAGGACACCGGGCCGUCGGAGGUGCAGGCCAUCAUAGAGUCCACUCCGGAGCUGGACAUGGACCUUAGUGGCCACAGAGACGCCAGUACUCCUACCAAAGGCGAAGGCAUCGAAAACCUGGCUUUCGACAGGAACACGGAGUCUCUGUUUGCGGAGCUGUCCUCGGCAGGGCCCGACAUGGAAGUAGACAUAGCAGACAUGGACGAGGGUGCUGACCUGCUGGGUAUGGGUCGUGAAGUGGAGCAUCUAAUCCAAGAAAACACUCAACUGCUGGAAACCAAAAAUGCAUUGAAUGUGGUGAAGAACGACCUAAUAGCGCAGGUGGAUGAACUGUCCUGUGAGAAGGAGGCCCUAAAGGGAGAGCUGGAGGCAGUAACGCAGGCCAAGACCAGACUGGAGGAGAGGAACAAGGAGCUGGAGGAGGAGCUCAAGAGGGUUCGGGCUGAGGCUGAGGAGGCCAAAACGAACACCAAGACUGAGAACAAUGAGGAAGAAGCAGAUGUUCCCACAGCCCAGAGGAAGAGGUUCACCAGAGUCGAGAUGGCCAGAGUGCUGAUGGAGAGGAACCAGUACAAGGAGAGACUGAUGGAGCUACAGGAGGCUGUUAGGUGGACAGAGAUGAUACGAGCGUCCAGAGAGAGCCCAGCUGCUGCAGACAAGAAGAAAUCCAGCAUCUGGCAGUUUGUUUUCAGCCGGCUGUUCAGCUCGAGUGGCGGCGCGGCCAAGAAGCCAUCGGAGGCUGCCCCGGUGAAUGUGAAGUACAACGCCCCCUCCUCCCAGGUCCAGCCCACCGUGAAGAAGAGGAGUGCAGCGCUGCAGCAGUUGCCCAGUGACAAGAGCAAGGCCUUCGACUUCCUCAACGAGGAGUCGGAGGCGGGCAGCAUGGUGUCUCGUAGGGAGCAGAAGAGAGCCCAGUACAGGCAGGUGAAGGCCCACGUUCAGAAGGAGGAGGACGGCAGGGUGCAGGCCUACGGGUGGAGCCUGCCACAGAAGUUCAAGGUGGCCAACGGAGGUCAGACGUCCGAGAACAAGAUGAAGAAUCUCCCCGUACCCGUCUACCUUCGCCCGCUGGACGAGAAAGAUGCUGCCAUGAAGCUGUGGUGUGCCGCCGGCGUGAACCUGUCUGGGGGAAAGACCCGUGACGGGGGGUCCAUAGUGGGAGCCAGCGUGUUCUACAGCGACCUGAGCAGCCCUGGACCUGAGAGUCCUCGCAGGAAGACGGGAUCACAGAGCAGUCUGGACAAACUAGACCUGGACCUGAAGGAGCAGGAAAAGGAGCUCCGUCAUCAUGAGGAGCUGUCUUCUCUGGUCUGGAUCUGUACCAGUACUCAGUCCACCACAAAGGUCAUCGUCAUCGAUGCCAACCAGCCUGGGAACAUCCUGGAGAACUUCUUUGUCUGUAACUCCCACGUCCUGUGCAUCGCCAGUGUGCCAGGUGCCAGGGAGACAGACUACCCAGCAGGGGAGGAGGUUCCCCAUGGCCUCGAGACCUCGGGGCCUGAGAGUGGACCCCAGGAAGCCAGCUCAACCCGUAGCGGCUCUGGGGGCGAAGCGGGAGUGCUGGCAGGAAUCAAUGUGGUUGGCUGCUCUACCGAGGGAGCUGUGGCCACGCCCCAGACAGCAGGCGCCGAGAACGAGACGGAUUCAGACUCCAAGGCAGCGGAGGAGGCCACGGAGGCCACGGAGGCCAGCGCCGGUCCAGCAGGCCCAGAGCAUGACAGGACUCAGAGGGGAGUUUACACUGAGCAUGUCUUCACGGACCCCCUGGGCGCUCAGAACACCGGUCCGGCAGACACUCCAGCCAACUACACACAGAGAGAGUGCGAUCUUGUGAAGGAUGGCGUCAGCUCCAACCCUAACCCAGAGGAACAGGACCUGAUGAGAGAGGAAGCCCAGAAGAUGAGCAGUGUGUUGCCUACCAUGUGGCUGGGGGCACAGAACGGAUGUGUGUACGUGCACUCGUCCGUGGCUCAGUGGAGGAAGUGCCUCCACUCGAUCAAGCUGAAGGACUCCAUCCUGGGCAUCGUCCAUGUGAAAGGGAGGGUCCUGGUGGCUCUGGCUGACGGAACGCUGGCCAUCUUCCACAGAGGAGUUGACGGCCAGUGGGAUCUGACCAACUACCACCUGUUAGACCUGGGCCGACCCCACCACUCCAUCCGCUGCAUGACCGUGGUCCAUGACAAGGUCUGGUGUGGCUACAGGAACAAGAUCUAUGUGGUCCAGCCCAAAGCCAUGAAGAUCGAGAAAUCGUUUGACGCUCACCCCCGUAAAGAGAGCCAGGUGAGACAGCUGGCCUGGGACGGCGAUGGGAUCUGGGUGUCCAUCCGAUUGGACUCCACCCUGAGACUGUUCCACGCCCACACACACCAGCACCUCCAGGAUGUGGACAUAGAGCCCUACGUCAGCAAGAUGCUGGGUACGGGGAAGCUGGGCUUCUCGUUUGUCAGGAUCACAGCUCUUAUGGUGUCCUGUAACCGGCUCUGGGUCGGCACAGGCAACGGAGUCAUCAUCUCUAUACCUCUCACUGACAGCAAGGUCAGUAAGGUAACGGCGGGGCCUGGGAAACCAGGUGGAGUCAUCCGUGUCUACAGCGAUGAGAACAGUGACAAGGUUACCGCUGGGACCUCUGUACCAUUUUGCUCCAUGGCUCAUGCUCAGCUCUGUUUCCAUGGUCACCGGGAUGCUGUCAAGUUUUUCACCGCGGUCCCAGGUCAGGUGAUUUCAUCAGGUUCAGGUGGAGGAGCAGAGGUUGGGGGUGAGAAGGGGGCAGGGGAACACCCUCAACAGCUGCUACAGAAGUCUGUCCUGGUGAUGAGUGGAGGAGAGGGCUACAUAGACUUCAGGAUGGGUGACGAGGCUGGGGAGAGUGAAGAGCCACUAGAUGAGCCCACUCUGAAGCUCCAGCCAUUCCUGGCCAAAGCUGAGAGAAGUCACCUGAUUGUCUGGCAGGUCAUGGAUAGUCAGGACUGAACUUUAACUCCUGACUUCUAAUCUCUAACCUUGCCACAAAGAAGAGUGAGAUGGACCUGCUUGUAGCAGGAACAACAUGUCCAAUCAGAUUCACCCUUCUGCAUGUUUAUUUUAAAAGAAUCCUCAAAUGUUGUUUGUCUGUUUUUGUUUUACAGUUAUUUCAUUUUACUGAUUGGAUUUUAAAUCCAAUACAUCCUGUUGCUCUUCUAUCAUCAUCAUUAUUAUUAUUCCAUUGAUUAUUAUUAUUACUAGAAUUACUAUUAUGGAAAACAUUUAUGUUUAUUUAAUUUUCUUAGGUAUUGUUUAGCCCAUUUUCCAUUGGUUUUCCAUUGGAUGUGUUGUGGAAUUCUGGCCGUGUACUGUGUAGGGAUUGGUGGUAUCAAUGUCUUUGGCCUCCUCUUUGCUUUGUUUCAAUAAAGGGCAGGAUGGGCAGGGGGGAGAACUGUACAAGACACUUGCACACAUGAGAAUAAGAACACUUUAUUGGUUAUUCUGUGUUUGAACUGAAAAACCAAAUCAAUCUCAUGAUGUCCCAAAUCGUCCAGUAAGAAAGCAUGGAUUACAGAACAAUCCAGAACAUGCCUCUUGAUUGUAUGCAAGACAGUUAAUCAGUUUUCUGAGUUUUCUGGACCUGGAUGUUGUCUUCUGUGACUGGGCUUCUUAUGAGGCAAAGCUAACAGAUCACAGGAUAAUCAUGCCUAGAGCUACAGUGGCAGAUCAUCUUCCCUGGGGUAAUUUCUGACAUGUUUGCAAUGAUUGAAAUAGGAAGUAGAGAUGGAUGUGUAGAUUAGUCGUUAUUACCUCACUGAAGGCAGGGAGGAAGGCAGCUUUGCAAUUUAAGGUUUGGAAUAGGACCACUCCAAAGUUUAAACGGCGCCUCUGUCCUUAAGGUUUAAACGGCGCCUCUGUCCUUAAGGUUUAAACGGCGCCUCUGUCCUUAAGGUUUAAACGGGGGCCUCUGUCCUUAAGGUUUAAACGGGGGCCUCUGUCCUUAAGGUUUAAACGGGGGCCUCUGUCCUUAAGGUUUAAACGGGGGCCUCUGUCCUUAAGGUUUAAACGGGGGCCUCUGUUCUUAAGGUUUAAACGGGGGCCUCUGUCCUUAAGGUUUAAACGGGGGCCUCUGUCCUUAAGGUUUAAACAGGGGCCUCUGUCCUUAAGGUUUAAACUGGGCCUGUCUUUUGUUUCCGGGUGGCUGCUAUCCUGUCUUCCUUCUCUUCCACCAGCUACAGCUUGCGGACUCUUUACUAAAUGAAUGGCUGCCUUAGUUUUGAAAGUAAAAAUUGUUUAAAUGGAACUACAUUAUGGACCUUUUGAAGUGUAGCAGAGUAUUUAUUCUUAUGUGAAAGAAUGUUACAGAACCAGUUACCAAAGGAAUAAUAACUUAAAUUAAUCAAAAUAAAAAUGUGCUGCCUUGUAGCAGCAUGUUCAGACCCAUUUCUCUGUAGAUACAGUCACAUUUUGCCAGAUAGUCUUUGUUAUAUGGCCGUGUACAGAUAGAGUAUUUUUUAGCUGUCUUCUCUAAAAUGAACUAAGAUCAUUCUCUUAGAGCCAAGAUGUGAGAGUGUACAAUAGCCAGCUUCCCUGCUGGUUGAAUCUCUCUUACCCUGGUGAAUGUUACCCAUAGGCACAGAUCUAGAAACGUUUUACACUAUUGCGAAUUCCGUUGUGCACCAUUAGUGGCCACAUCUUCCUUCUACAUUUUGUACACUAGGGGGCGAGGUGGCUGUGAACUCUGACCAGACAGGAUCCCUCCUGAUAGGAGACUUUUAAGCCUAUUUGUACUAUUCACUUUUUGUAUGUUUGUCUUUUAGGCUAAUCUCUGUGGUUGGGUCUUAAAUGACACGUUGUUGAUUCCCCAUCUCGUACACUAUUUUUGGCUGGGAUGGUUGAAAGAGGUGUACUAAAGAAGGAAGGUUUCAUUUGAACCUGUGUCUUUUGACUAAAUACCAGCAGGAUGUGCUGAUGUGUGUUAUUCUGGUGUGUGUGUGUGUGUGUGUGUCUGUGUGUCUGUGUGUGUAUCUUAAGGAGAUGAGACACCUCAUAUCAUAGUCUAGCCAUUUCAGUAUUUAUUUCUAUGAAAGAGCUUUUGCAGUUCAGAAUGUAACUUUGUACAAUACGAAUGAGAAAAUAUAUAUAUGAAUAUAAAUAUGUAUAUGAAACAUUGAAAUGGCUUGGGUUUAUUGUUCUGACAAUGAAUGUUAUUAAAAUCAUUGGAAUGGUCAAUACAUGAGUGGUUUAAUUGAAGAGAGAAUAUCUACUGAGCUAUGCACUAUCCGUGGGGAGAAGCUGAGUGCUCUGGAUUGAAGUUAUCCUUAGGCACAGAUCUAGGGCCAGUUAUUUACACAGAAUCCUGAAUUACUCCUGGGGUGAAAUGUGUAAAACUGAUCUUAUAUCAGGGCCACCUUCUGACUUGUCUUUCUAUGAUUACUGUUCUCCCUGGUAACUGUGCAGGCAUCGUCCAUGUACUGCUACAGCGUAUUCAUCUAAUUCUUUUAACAAUCAAUUAAAUUGACUUGUGUGGGAAAACAA
Esox lucius (northern pike) is the source of this 7149-nucleotide messenger RNA. It is a transcript of the gene spag9b, whose product is annotated as sperm associated antigen 9b. Gene Ontology annotation, biological process: vesicle-mediated transport. The record is from RefSeq and is a predicted model, not a curated record. Lineage: Eukaryota; Metazoa; Chordata; Actinopteri; Esociformes; Esocidae. Gene Ontology annotation, cellular component: cytoplasm. Gene Ontology annotation, molecular function: MAP kinase scaffold activity; signaling receptor complex adaptor activity; JUN kinase binding. The transcript is spliced from 30 exons. Bases 352 to 4620 code for a protein of 1422 amino acids.